AAAGGCAAAGACAAAAAAGCUGCUGCUCCUUCCCUCGCCUGCGAUCGUUUGCAUAUUAUUUUUUAAAAAUAAUUUUCUUCUCUCAACUUUCCAUCAGCCAAACACCUCCUGUCAGACUCUUCCUGCCUCAACUUCACCUUGCACAAUUCUCCAUCCUUCAAGAUCUUUCUCUUCAAGUUCUUGCUGUCAUUUGAUCUUCUUGGCCAUGCUCUCUGAAUUGCUGUUGCAAUCGUCUUCACAGAUUGUUCGCAGCUUCAUCUGCUUUUUCUAAGGCUGGUAGAUCGGCUCAAGCAUAAUCGGACAAAUUAGGUGCGUUUAUGUGAAAAUGUCUCAGACAUCUGGGCUAUUCCCUGCUUUCCAGUCCUUCGAAGCAUUGCAACCUAAUGUCAAGUUCACAACUGACCCAACACUUGCUUUUGGGGAAAAACAUGAAAAUGAUGCACUAGGAAGAGAGGUUUCUGAGGAAGUUCAAGACCUUGCUGGUGAUAUGGAUCUUUUUGAUGAGGAUUCACCAUAUGGUGAAAGAACUACGUCGUUAGAAAGCAGGCCCUCACCUGGUGAUGAUGGCGCAGAAUCUGCUUCCCAUCCACUCCCUUCAAUCUCCCCAUCGUCCAAUGACCACAGGUGGAGUGAUACUACGCCUUAUCCUUCAAAGAAGAAGAUUCAUUCUUGGUUUCAACUUCCGAAUGGGAAUUGGGAGCUGGGGAAGAUAAUAUCCACUUCUGGGGCUGAAUCGGUUAUCACAUUGCCUGAUGGAAAAGUUUUAAGGGUUAAAGCUGAAAGUUUGGUUCCGGCAAACCCUGAUAUUCUUGAUGGAGUGGAUGACCUUAUGCAGCUUAGUUAUUUGAAUGAACCAUCAGUUUUAUACAAUCUGCAAUACAGAUACAACCGAAAUAUGAUUUAUACAAAAGCAGGGCCUGUUUUGGUUGCAGUAAAUCCGUUUAAGAAAGUUCCUCUGUAUGGAAAUGAUUAUAUUAAAGCAUAUAAGAAUAAAGCUAUGGAAAGUCCUCAUGUAUAUGCCAUUACAGACACAGCCAUCCGGGAAAUGAGAAGAGAUGAAGUGAAUCAAUCUAUAAUUAUAAGUGGUGAAAGUGGAGCAGGCAAGACUGAGACAGCAAAGAUAGCAAUGCAGUACCUGGCUGCCCUUGGAGGCGGAAGUGGAAUAGAAUAUGAGAUAUUAAAGACUAAUCCAAUACUAGAAGCCUUUGGCAAUGCAAAAACAUUGAGAAAUGAUAACUCAAGUCGUUUUGGGAAACUUAUUGAGAUUCACUUCAGUGAAACUGGAAAAAUAUCGGGUGCAAAUAUUCAGACAUUUUUGCUGGAAAAGUCUAGAGUAGUCCAAUGCAAUGAAGGGGAAAGGUCAUAUCAUAUUUUCUAUCAGCUGUGUGCCGGGGCUUCGCCUUCGCUGAGGGAGAAGCUAAAUCUACGAAGUGCGGAAGAAUACAAAUAUCUGAGGCAGAGCAAUUGUUUCUCCAUUACUGGUGUUAAUGAUGCGGAAGAAUUUCGCAUAGUCAUGGAAGCCUUAGAUGUUGUCCACGUCAGCAAAGAAAAUCAGGAGAAUGUAUUUGCAAUGCUUGCUGCAGUGUUAUGGCUAGGAAACAUAUCAUUUACUGUGAUUGAUAAUGAAAAUCAUGUUCAACCCUUAGAGGAUGAGGGUUUGUUCAACGUUGCUAAAUUGAUUGGCUGUGACAUUGGAGAUCUGAAGUUGACUUUAUCAACUCGCAAAAUGAAAGCUGGCAACGACAACAUUGUCCAAAAGUUGACGCUACCACAGGCAAUUGAUGCAAGAGAUGCUUUGGCAAAAUCAAUAUAUGCAUGUUUGUUUGAUUGGCUGGUUGAACAAAUAAACAAUUCACUUGCUGUUGGUAAAAGACGCACUGGUAGAUCAAUCAGUAUUUUAGACAUCUAUGGAUUUGAAUCUUUUGAGAGGAACAGUUUUGAGCAGUUCUGCAUAAAUUAUGCGAAUGAAAGAUUGCAACAACACUUUAAUCGUCACUUAUUCAAGUUAGAACAAGAGGAAUAUGUACAGGAUGGCAUUGACUGGGCUAAAGUUGAAUUUGAAGACAAUCAAGACUGCCUUAAUCUUUUCGAAAAGAAACCACUAGGGCUGCUAUCCCUUUUAGAUGAGGAAUCCACUUUCCCAAAUGGUACAGAUUUGACAUUUGCUAACAAGCUUAGGCAGCAUCUGAAUUCAAAUUCAUGUUUCCAAGGAGAACGAGGCAAGGCCUUUGCUGUGUGCCAUUAUGCAGGGGAGGUCACCUAUGAUACAACUGGAUUUUUGGAGAAGAACAGGGACCUAUUGCACUUGGAUUCCAUUCAACUUUUAUCCUCAUGUACAUGCCAUCUUCCUAAGAUAUUUGCAGCCCAUAUGCUUUUGCAGUCCGAGAAGCCUGUAGCUGGUCCCUUACACAAAUCAGGCGGAGCAGAUUCCCAAAAGCUAAGUGUUGCCACAAAAUUCAAGGGUCAGCUGUUUCAACUUAUGCAACGUUUGGAGAGCACCACACCACAUUUUAUUCGAUGCAUUAAGCCUAAUAACUCCCAGUCACCGGGAUCAUAUGAGCAAGGGCUUGUACUUCAGCAACUGAGAUGUUGUGGAGUCCUGGAAGUGGUUCGAAUAUCAAGAUCAGGUUUUCCUACUAGAAUGUCUCAUCAAAAGUUUGCCAGAAGAUAUGGUUUUCUUCUCCUUGAAAAUGUUGCAUCUCAGGAUCCACUCAGUGUUUCAGUUGCAAUUCUGCAUCAGUUUAGUAUUUUGCCUGAGAUGUAUCAAGUUGGGUUCACAAAAUUAUUUUUCCGAACAGGACAGAUUGGAGUGCUUGAAGAUACCCGAAAUCGUACCCUCCAUGGCAUCUUACGCGUCCAAAGUUGCUUCAGGGGUCACCGAGCACGUUGUUAUCACAAGGAACUUAAGAGAGGAAUCACUACUCUCCAGUCAUUUGUCAGGGGAGAGAAAACGAGAAAGGAAUUUGCAGCUUCACUUCAGCGACAUAGAGCUGCUGUUCAUAUACAGAAGCAGAUGAAAGGAGUAUUUGCGAGAAACAGAAUGAAGAAUAUUUCUGAUGCUGCGAUAGUCAUUCAAUCAGCUAUUCGUGGUUCGUUGGCCAGAAGAUGCUCAGGAGAUAUGGGAUUGUUGAAAUCUAUAGGGAUGAAGGCCAAUGAAUCGGACGAGGUGCUAGUCAAGGCAUCUUUCCUGACUGAAUUACAGCGUCGGGUGCUCAAGGCUGAAGCUGCCCUGAGAGUUAAAAAAGAAGAAAACGACAUUCUUCACCAGCGCCUCCAACAGUAUGAGAGCCGUUGGUCCGAGUAUGAAUCGAAGAUGAAAUCAAUGGAAGAAGGGUGGCAGAAACAAAUGAGAUCCCUACAAUCUAGCCUCUCCAUUGCAAAAAAGAGCUUAGCAAUUGAUGAUUCUGCAAGAAAUUCGGAUGCUUCUGUCAAUGCAAGUGAUGAGAGAGAUUAUAAUUCAGAUAUAGGAAGCAACCAUAGGCGCCAAGAAAGCAGCUCAAGUGUGGGUAAUUAUCACAGACGCCAAGAAAGCAAUGGGUUUAGAUCAAUGGGUGCAGGCUUCAAUGUCAUAAGUGGGCUGGCUAAUGAAUUAGAGCAGAGGCGUCAAGUAUUUGGUGAUGAUGCCAAGUUCUUGGUUGAGGUGAAAUCUGGUCAAGUUGAAGCAAAUUUGAAUCCAGAACAGGAGCUUAGAAGGUUGAAACACACGUUCGAAGCUUGGAAGAAAGACUAUGCGGCAAGACUGCGUGAAACGAAGGCAAUUUUACAUAAGCUUGGAAGUGAGGAGGGUGCAAUUGACAAAGUAAAGAAAAGGUGGUGGGGAAGAAGGAACAGUACGAGGUUUAAUUGAUUCUUUUUCUGUAUUUUUUUUAAAAACAUUUUGGUCUAUGCAUUGUUUCCAACGCAUGAUCAACCAUUAUAUAUUGAAAUAUCAGGGAAAUUACAACAGGGAAGAUAGAAUAGGAUUGGCAGGAAAUAUUCGAGUUUUUUUUUUCCUCCUUUUUUGGUCUUCACUGUAAUUGGGUUAGUUGUUGCUAGCCGCGUGCCUUUCUUAAUUUUGUUUUCAAAUUUUUUUAUUGAGAAGUUACUGCACGAGAGGAAUUGGCAACAGCGAGGUGUUCAUUGGAAAACAGUGAUUCAUGUUACAUCUCUCCCCCUCCCCCUUUUUAAGAAUUCCCUGUCAAGCAUGGAGAGUGUUCGAAUGGUGUAUGGGAAGUUAGUCUUUGUAUACUACUUAUAAUAUAUUACAUAUAGAAAAUGGGAAUUCGUA
Molecule: messenger RNA, 4267 nt
Organism: Neltuma alba
Lineage: Eukaryota; Viridiplantae; Streptophyta; Magnoliopsida; Fabales; Fabaceae
Product: myosin-1
Exons: 24
Coding region: 326-3847 (1173 amino acids)
Biological process (GO): actin filament organization
Cellular component (GO): myosin complex; cytoplasm; actin cytoskeleton
Molecular function (GO): actin filament binding; ATP binding; microfilament motor activity
Source: RefSeq, a predicted model, not a curated record